Messenger RNA from Gastrolobium bilobum, 907 nucleotides. RefSeq lists its product as uncharacterized. The record is from RefSeq and is a predicted model, not a curated record. The transcript is spliced from 5 exons. Lineage: Eukaryota; Viridiplantae; Streptophyta; Magnoliopsida; Fabales; Fabaceae. The coding region runs from base 1 to 771 and encodes 256 amino acids.
AUGGGGGGUGUUACUUCUUCUAUGGCUGCAAAACUGGCUUUCUUCCCGCCAAACCCACCGUCGUACAAGGUUGUGAAGGAGGAAGGCACAGGGGUGUUGGUGUUGGACCGUUUCCCACGCCGUGAGAAUGUGGAAGUUGUGAAAUUUCCGAGUCGGCGUGGAGCUGAGAUCGUGGCCGUGUAUGUGCGACACCCAAUGGCGAAAUCCACCGUUCUUUAUUCACACGGGAAUGCCGCUGAUAUCGGUCAGAUGCACGAGCUCUUCAUCGAGUUGAGUACCCGCUUGCGUGUUAAUCUCUUGGGAUAUGAUUACUCUGGUUAUGGGCAGUCAUCGGGUAAGCCAAGUGAGAAUAAUACUUAUGCUGACAUUGAAGCUGCAUAUAAGUAUCUUGUAGAGAACUAUGGUACUAAGCAGGAAGACAUAAUCCUUUAUGGUCAAUCUGUUGGAAGUGGUCCUACUUUAGAUCUUGCUGUUCGAUUGCCCGGACUAAGGGCUGUUAUUCUCCACAGUGCUAUACUAUCAGGGUUGAGAGUCAUGUACCCUGUGAAACGGACAUACUGGUUUGACAUUUACAAGAACAUUGAUAAAAUUCCAUUGGUGAAGUGUCCAGUGCUAGUAAUGCAUCUGAUGAGGUUGUUGAUUGCUCUCAUGGGAAGCAGCUGUGGGAACUUUGUCAAGAGAAAUAUGAACCUUUGUGGCUCAAAGGAGGCAACCACUGUAACCUGGAAACCUAUCCGGAAUAUGUCCAACAUCUCAGAAAAUUCAUAUUAACAAUAGAAAAGCCACCAUCGCAAAGACUAAGUUUUAGGAAAAGCAUAGAUAGAUUUGAAGAAGCCAUAGGAAGUAUUGAUUGUUUUGAAGCUCCAAGGAUGAGUACUGAUCUGAGGGACAAACCAAGGAAAAGCAC